Molecule: messenger RNA, 1952 nt
Organism: Nasonia vitripennis (jewel wasp)
Lineage: Eukaryota; Metazoa; Arthropoda; Insecta; Hymenoptera; Pteromalidae
Product: ankyrin repeat domain-containing protein 65-like
Exons: 4
Coding region: 32-1729 (565 amino acids)
Molecular function (GO): protein binding
Source: RefSeq, a predicted model, not a curated record
CUUCGAUUUUUUAAACGGAUUGUGCAAGAAUAUGGAUAAUGCAGAAAGUGUGGGUAUUCGUAGCGUCAAGCAUAAGCAUUCGUUGCUGCAUUUUGCCGUCGUAUAUUCUACACCGGACAUAGUGAAACAUCUUUUGGACGCAGGUCUUCCACCCGACGGCAGAAAGAACCACAGUAAAACAAAAGGUCGAACUCCUCUUCACCUAGCCGUAAUACAUAAUAAAUAUCGCGUAGUAAAGCUCCUUCUAGACUACGGAUGUCGAAUCGACGUCAGAGACAACUCGAGCCGCACAGCUCUGCAUCACGCUGUGAAAAUUAGCAUCAGUCGCGAGCUCUGUAGCAAGAGUCACGCCAUAAUCUGUCAGCUGCUUCGUCGGGGUGCCGGCGUUAACGUUAAAAAUUCUCACGGAGAAACGCCCUUACUUUACGCCGUAAAGCAUGGCUCUGAGAUUUUGGUACGACUAUUUUUAAGAUACGGAGCCGACGUGCACCAGCGUAAAGGUACGAACGGCAAUAACGCGCUGCAUUACGCUGUGCGAAAAAACCGUCCAAAAAUCGUCGAGAUGCUUUUAAACGCAGGUGCCGAUGUGAACAGUCUCGCGAAGAAGUCUAGAACAGCUUUGCAUUUGGCCGUUGCCAAGGCUAGGAACGAAGAGAUCGUGGAUCUUCUGAUUGAACGCGGUGCAUUGGUCAAUGCUAGGGACGAUAGCGAAUUUUUUGCCUGUAAAGGUAGGACGCCGAUCUUUAUGUCACGUGACAGCGACGACGACGAGGAUAUGACAAAUCGUCAACUUCGGAUAGUACGUAGUCUGUUGGACGCCGGUGCCGAAGUUAAUCACAUCAGCAACAAUGGCGAAUCGGCCUUACAUCGGGCUAUCAGUAGCGGCAUCGAGCCCAUCGUCCAGCUGUUCCUGGAACGAGGUGCCAAUGUUAACUUCAAAAAUAGGAAAGGUCAAUCGUGUCUACACACAGCCGUGAAAUCUGCAUCCGAGAAGAUCGUCACAUUGCUCAUCGACAAAGGCGCCUACAUCAACGACACGAGCUACAUCGGAGUUACGCCGUUACAUCUCGCCGUAGAGUAUCAGAGGGAAAAUCUUAUAAAGCUGCUACUCGACAGAGGAGCUAAUAUCGGCAUCGGCGAUAUCAAGGGUUACACCCCACUGCACUGCGCAGCCCGAUUAACUCAUCUGGACGAGCAAACGAUCGAAAGGAUCAUCAAAAUCCUUCUGCUCAACAAAGCCGAUCCUUACCGCAUAUCGAUCAACGGCAAAAACCCGCUGAAUUACGCGCUCAAAAAAUCCAACACCCGAAUGAUCAAGGUUCUGCUGCAUCAUCUAGCGGAUCUGGACGUUAUGGGCGAUAAAAACGCCACUAGGGUGGCCAUGCAGGCCAUCGGCGAGCUUGAGCACUGGUUGCGAGUUUACGAGGAUCGUCAGCGCGAGCUCGUCGACAUGAAUAAGGUGAUGAUCUACGGGAACGUCAGCUAUUUCGACGCUGUCUCGGGCGAUCUGGGUGUUAUGGUUCGAAAUAAAGAGUUUGUUAAAGCUUUUAAGGAUAACCAGGUGAUUGAAGAGGAUGUUAUUGAGAGGGCGAUCGAGUGUCUUUUUAUCUUGCUUAGCGAUUACAAAGUUCCGAUAUCGGUUGUGGAAAUUAUAGUGAGUUACUGCAAGUUUGAUGAUCUUCAGAAACUCGUGCAAGUCUGCCAGGAGUCGAACAUUUUAACCGGUUAAUCCAGUCUGUGUCUCAGCCUUGGUUUUACAAAAAAAAAAAGAUUAUCUUACAAUUCUUCUCGAUUUUUUGAACUACGAGCAAAACUCUACUUUGAAUCUCUAAAAAGUGCGCAAAAUUUUAACAAAACAAAAAAAAAAUGAGCAUGACUUAAUACAAAAUAGAUUACAACGUAUUAUAAGACUUUUUCAAUGGAGAAUAAUAAAAAUUUAAGUAUACAAAAAA